UCGGCGCGGAACGGGCGGCUGGUGGAAGCCGGUGGUGCCGAAGGGGGAAUCGUAGCGCCGCUGCCGCCUCUGCUUGGGCCGGGGUCGCCCGGUAGCCUGCGAUGGGCGCCGGACCCUGAGCGUCCACCGCCGCUUUUCCACAGCGCCUCCACUCGGCUGCGAUGGAGGCACCGCCCAGUGGCCGCGUUCCCGCCGAGGACGCCCAGCCGCCGGCCGUGGCCGAGGUGCGCUGCCCCGGCCCCGGACCGCUGCGCCUGCUCGAGUGGAGGGUGGCGGCUGGCGCGGCCGUACGCAUCGGCUCUGUGCUGGCCGUGUGCGAGGCCGCCGCCUCCGCGCAGCCCACCGGGCCCGCCCCUACUCGCGCCGGCUCCGGGGGCUGCGUGCGCACGGAGCGCAGGCUGAGGUCGGAGCGCGCGGGCGUGGUGCGGGAGCUGUGCGCGCAGCCUGGCCAGGUGGUGGCACCCGGGGCGGUUCUGGUGCAAUUAGAAGGAUGCAGCCACCCUGUCGUCAUGAAGGGCCUGUGCGCCGAGUGUGGCCAAGACCUGACCCAGCUGCAGAGUAAGAAUGGGAGGCCGCAGGUGCCGCUGUCCACGGCCACCGUGUCGAUGGUGCACAGCGUCCCCGAGCUAAUGGUGAGCUCCGAGCAAGCUGAAAAGCUAGGAAGGGAGGACCAGCAGCGACUGCAUCGCAACAGAAAACUAGUGCUCAUGGUGGACUUGGACCAGACCUUGAUCCACACGACGGAGCAGCAUUGCCCGCAGAUGUCCAACAAGGGCAUAUUCCACUUCCAGCUGGGCCGGGGCGAACCGAUGCUGCACACGCGCCUGCGUCCGCACUGCAAGGGGUUCCUGGAGAAGAUCGCCAAGCUGUACGAGCUCCACGUCUUCACGUUCGGCAGCCGGCUGUACGCACACACGAUCGCAGGCUUCUUAGAUCCUGAGAAGAAGCUUUUUUCACAUCGAAUAUUAUCGAGGGACGAAUGUAUUGACCCGUUUUCCAAAACGGGGAACCUUAGAAAUCUUUUUCCUUGUGGAGACUCCAUGGUUUGCAUCAUCGAUGACCGAGAAGACGUGUGGAAGUUUGCCCCCAACCUGAUAACUGUGAAGAAAUACGUGUACUUCCAGGGCAUAGGUGACAUCAAUGCCCCAUCCGGGUCCCGGGAGCCCCAGGCGAGGAGGAGAGUCAGUCCUUCUCCUAAAGGUGCCGAUGCCACGGAGCAGCCUCCAUCCGUCAAGGAUCCUGAGGAAGGAAGGCAGGUGUCUGGGGUCGAGCAGAGCAACGGCCUCGGGAAGCCCACGCGGGAGCUCAACGGGGGCGCAGGCCCUCGGGGGGGCUGGCCCUGUCCCGGGCAGGAGGAGGAGAGGGGCGCUCGGCCUGCCGCCUGCGCCCCCUCUGCUGACGGUCGGGGGCCCCUGGCGGGCACCCAGCAGCACGGGCGGACGCCGCCAGAGAAGAGGCCCGUGCUGGGUCCGGUGGGCCCUGACCCGGACCCAGAUGUCCCCAGUGACAGCGGGAGCAACAGCGAGUCCGAGGGCCGGCCGUCCCCCAUCCCCUCUGAUGGGGAGAGUGGGGAGAAGAGGACCCGGAGAAAGCCUGCGGCCACCCGCCAUGCUGGGGACAUCGUGGCCCAGGGCAGCGCCUCGGGCGCCAGUCCGUGCGUGGAGCCCGGGCCCGGCGUCCAGGCGGCCGUGCAGGGGGAGGGUGAGCGGGACGGCCUCUGCGGGCUGGGCGGCGGCUGUGCCGACAGGAGGGAGGCUGAGACAGAGUCCCAGAACAGCGAGCAGUCAGGCAUCACGGUGGGCGAGUCCCUGGACCAGAGCGCGGAGGAGGAGGAGGAGGAGGAGGACGCCGACGCCGACGACCACCUGGUCCACCUGGAGGAGAUCCUCGCCCGCGUGCAUGCCACCUACUAUGCCAGGUAUGACUGCUUUCUCCGCGGGGAGACCCAGGAUGCCCCCGACAUCCGGAAGAUUGUCCCCGAGCUGCGCAGCAGGGUGCUGGCCGACGUCGCAAUCAUCUUCAGCGGGCUGCACCCCACGAACUUCCCCAUCGAGAAGACGCGGGAGCACUACCACGCCACGGCCCUGGGCGCCAGGAUCGUCACCCAGCUGGUGCUGGAGCCCGGCAACCCCGACCGGGCCACCCACCUGAUCGCUGCGCGGGCCGGGCCCCUGCUGUCCCCGCCGCCCCAAGCCCUGAUGGCAGACCAGUGGCCCGCGGCGGCUCCGAGCAGAGUGCAUGUGCCCGCAGGCACGGAGAAGGUGCGCCAGGCCCAGGAUUCUGGGCAGCUGCACGUGGUCAACCCCGACUGGCUGUGGAGCUGCCUGGAGCGCUGGGACAAGGUGGAGGAGCGGCUGUUCCCGCUACGUGGUGACCCGGCCAAAUCCCAGAGGGAGGACGGCCCGGCCGCCUUUCCCGACAGGCAGGGCCUGCUUCCAACCACCCUGUUUCAUCCAACACCCGUGCAUCCCAAGGCCCCGCCUGGCCCUGAAGUUCGGAUCUACGACGCCAGCACGGGCAAGCUCAUCCGCCAGGGUGCUGUGGGCCCCGGGCCCCCCGGCUCCCUGCCGGUGCACGCGGAGCUCUCCUCCUUCAGAGCGGUCCAGCCACAUCACCAGCAGAUGUUUGGUGAAGACUUGCCAGCCAAUCAAGAUGGAGAGCAGCCUGGUCCUUCUAGAAGGAAGCGGCAGCCCAGCAUGUCGGAGACCAUGCCACUGUACACGCUGUGUAAGGAGGACUUAGAGAGUAUGGAUAAAGAGGUGGAUGACAUCCUAGGAGAGGGCAGCGAUGACAGUGACAGCGAGAAGAAGAAGCCGGGAGAUCGGGAGGACCGGCAGCGGGGACCGAGGCCCGGGCAGCCCGAGGCCCUGGGGGCCCCGAGGGGGCCCACGCUCAGGUCAGCGCCACCCACCGAGAGGAAUGCAGCAGACGGCCGGGGGCCCAGCAAAGAGAAUCGUGAGACAUCGGAGAGACAGAAGAAUGAGCCACAGACAAGACAGAAGAGGCCGGAGAAGCUGCCCGAGAGGGCAACCGCGUAUCAGAGAACAGACGGGAUAUGUUCCCAGAGCCGCAGAGACGGAGAAUCGCCGAAGGGUCCUGGGGACAGCGUCUCAGACGGCACCGCCAGGCCCUCGGCGCGCACGUGGCAGGACUGCCAGGGACGUAAUGACUGGCACCUUGCCAAAUGUGAUGGGGAACGUCAUCUGACACAUCGGGACCCGUUUUUCAAGUAAAAACGCUACUAUGGGAAAAUCCAAAGCGUCCACGCUUCUACACCUAGAGCCCAGCUCAGAGGUCCCCAUCCGCACGCUUCACGGCGAAGAUGCAGGAAGCCAAGACCAGGACAGGGGUCAGAAGACUUUGUCUCAAGAUAGGUGACAUCACCUGAGUUCUCAGGUUUUUCAGAAACAGUUCAACAGAUGUGGCCCGUACGAUUUUUCCUUGGAACGUGCCCUCUCGCCCUGUGGCCCUGACCUGAGCACACGCCCUGGAGCCCGGUGUUGUGUUACAGUGACCUACACGUGCACCUCUUUGAAGAAGCAGCAGAGCCUCCGCUGUCGUGACCAGACAGGGCAGGCAGGAGCCCACACGCGUCCUCUCUGCCUCGGGGUCCAGAUGGCCUUCCACACCCCAGGGCAGGUGCUCCCCUUCACGCACGUGGACACAUGCACACACGUACCUGAAACAGCUUUUGUUAGGUAAAAUAGUGACCUUACCACCUGCCGUGCUGCUCUGUUCUUUUUCUUUCUGCCAAAAAUACCAAGCUGGUUGUAACCAGCAAUUUGAAAAAUAAAUGUGUUAUGGAUUGUU
Molecule: messenger RNA, 3810 nt
Organism: Lagenorhynchus albirostris (white-beaked dolphin)
Lineage: Eukaryota; Metazoa; Chordata; Mammalia; Artiodactyla; Delphinidae
Gene: CTDP1
Product: CTD phosphatase subunit 1
Exons: 13
Coding region: 162-3233 (1023 amino acids)
Cellular component (GO): nucleus
Molecular function (GO): RNA polymerase II CTD heptapeptide repeat phosphatase activity
Source: RefSeq, a predicted model, not a curated record